CCGUCCGUCAUGUCGGUUAUGCGCAUGGGUUUGCUUUUGAGUGAGUGGUAGGUAGUCGGCGCCCCGAAGUGGGAUACUUUCUCGUAUCCAUAAUAUUAGAUUUUUAGAAAGGGUAGUGUGAUAUCCCUUUCGCAGUUCUUAUUGCGUAUGAAUCUGGGAAAUAAAAUCUCGUUUCGGCCGGCUUCGCACGUUUGGAACUUCACUUGUCGUUGUCACGAUGGGGAAGAUAAGCGUAAAGGCGGCUUUAUAAAUCGGAAUUCACGGCAUGAUUGUCCAAAUUCGGUUUAUGAGGGUAAAUGACCUACUAUUCGCCAUCAGAAACUAUCAAACAAGCCAACAGAACUUACAAAAUGUUGAUACGUGGCUAAAAUGCUGAUUCUUGUCAGGUUAGAGGCAUCGCUGUACAACGAAUUGAACAAAUGUGGGUUUCGCGUUGGCUUUGAUGGAAUUAAUAGUAAUCGAAAAUCGUAUUCUAAUUGGAUUCGGUUCCAUUAAAUCCUCAAAUCAUCCCAUUGCGUGAAAUUUUUUUGUAAGCAAACACUCCACUUAUAGCGCGGAAAACGUAUGCCAUAAAACACUCGGAGCGGACGGAUGCCGUCUACAGAACAACAACACAGGCUGAUUGGAGUCUUGUAUGACGUACAAUCAUCAUACACCAGUCAGCUGAUUUCGCAGAGAGGCGUGGGUGUCGCGUGUUUGUUUCUUCGUGUUGAGCGACGCGCUCCGCAUUGCCGAUUUUCUGUUGGAAAUGGCGGACAGGGGUUUCAAAAUUUAGCGAUAGCGACCUUGUGCUCGCGUCUCUCUUAUUCCACUAUUGUUUAGCAGCGGUACCCCGCCUCUUCGAUACGCGUUUAAAAGGAAAAGUAGGCGCAGGCGUGCGAGACAUGUGGCCUCACUGGAGAAGAAAUGCUUUGAAUUUGAUUGGUUACCGAGUUUUUACGUCACGAUUUCUUUGUUUUUGUGUUUAGCCCAGAGGUAACAACCUGACACGACGAGGUUUAGCGGGCGACCUUAGAGCAUCUAUAGCAGAUUUAUUUUUAACGAAAUAUUUGAUUACAAUUAGUGGAAUAACGUGAAACUAUUUUAUUAAGCAAGUAACUUAGAAUAUUGACUGUUAAUCAUGUUGCGAUCAAUGAAUGCAUCUCCGACCAGCGAAAGUGAUGACGAUACGAAGGUGCUGGGGUUGGAGUUAUUGAUUGAAGCUGCAAACUAUUUAGAGAAAUGUGACAGUAAAAGGCAAAGAGAAUCAGAUCAUGGAUAUGCAUCAACUUUUAAAUACGGUGACGAUGAACCAGCUAAAAAACGACUGAAAAGUUCAAAGAAAAGUCAAAGCAGGACAUCCCAUAAUGAACUUGAAAAAAAUAGACGUGCCCACCUACGAAACUGCCUCGAUAACCUCAAAUCAAUCGUUCCUCUUGGAUCUGACUCAAACAGGCACACUACCUUAGGACUGUUGAAAAAAGCUACUUCAUUGAUUAAGGACCUUGAGGGGAAGGAGGUUGGUUAUGAGAAAGAAAAAGACAAACUCGGCAAAUAUAAUGAACAAUUGAAGCAAAUUUUAUUUCGGUUGGAAAUAAAAUUUGAAAGACUGCGUCGAGAUUCAACCGGAUCUACUUCACUGUCUGAGUGCUCAAACGAUUCUGAUAAAGAUGAAAUUAUUGAUGUUUUGGACACAAGCUGUAGCAGCAGCGACGAGUUAAUCCAAGUUAUGACAGCGGCCAACAACGAUGCCAACGGUAUGCUUAUCAGCAUGCCUGAAAUUUUGAUUGUCUCCACGUAGCAUGUCUCUCUGAUGAACCAGGUCAACAUUUUCCUUUUAAUCAUAAACAUUUUGCUUCGUCACUUCCAGUAAUGACUACAUUUGCGACUCUGAUUAUUCCUAAAAAUAAAUAUAUAUUUCUAUAUAUUAAUAUUAUUAAGAAAAUGAAUUUUAUUGACCUUCAAAAAUUUCCUAACAAGCGAAGGCUAAUUUCCCAUGCCCUAAUAAUAUUAGGCAAAUUGAAUCAGGGAGUUAUCCGCUUUUAUUAUUUCAUUUAUUGAAAUCUGAUUUAGAAAUUCGUUAUGGUUUUGUUGUGCUUCCUAUUUACUCUCAUUAGGCCAAUGUACUUAAUAAAAAUAAAUGACCAUUUGGGGCACGGAAUUUAGUAUUGGUAUAUCAACACUUUUCUAUAUUGCUGUGGUUUUUCCCACAUCAAUGUAUGAAUAGCAUAGGAGAAUAAUCUAUUCUUCGUUUUUAUAUGUUGUUGAAGUAGUUAGAUUCAUAUAAAAACCUUAAGUGUAAGAUUCCUAGGCCAUCAUGCUUAGGAUUUAUUAUAAUUGUUUUUGAACUGCAUAUUAUUAAUUGUUUUUCUCUGGCUGAAAAUACUUUCUGUAAUUUCAAGCUUCGCCAUGGAAAUGGGAGCUUACAUUUGAAAAUUCCAUAAUAUGUAUCGUAUACAUGUCGAUAUAUUCUCGAGUCUUGAAAUUCCAAGUACUGUAUUGCUUUACAUAAAAAAUGAAUAUGUAUUUUCAUGUCGCAAAAAUUUUUUGUUAUGCAAAUGCUAUCGUUAUUGCCCUACGAGCCAGCCAACCAACCAGGUAAACUCACCUAUCGCCUUUCAAAACAUUUUCCACACCAAAUGCGGCCAAAGAAUCACUGUGAAAAUUUGAAAAAAAUAUAUUCAGGCCCAUUCAAAUUUGUAUUGUGUGUUUUGUCUCCAGUUCUAAAUUCAAGGGAAAACUGUGUUGAAUUUUUGGUGCCUAAAUUAUGCAUUUGUCCGACUGACACUGGCGACACAGAAUGUUAUUUAAUAUUCAGUUCCCGAAACUAAAAUAUCAUAAAUUGUGUUUAUAUACGAGUGUAUUAUUAAUAUAUUGAAAAAAAAAAAUUAUAUAUAUAAUUGGUUUUAGGUAUCAUAUGACUGUCUUGUGACCUGUGUAUAUCAACCAAAACUUUAUUUUUUAUAUGUCUAUUCGGUAAUUCACUUAACAAUGCGCCAAAUUAUUUCAAACCAUUGGCUCAGGGUUUAACAAACCGUCAUUAUGCCCAAUUUUUUUUAUUUUAAUCCAAAUUCAUGGUCGCAUUACAAGUUAACAAUUGAAAUAAUCAAUUGAAUUUUACUAUUGGAUCCUUAAAAAAUAUGCAAAUUAGCCGGCCCCUGUGCCAGCGUAAGGUGUAAUAGGCCAAAGUAAAUGUUUUAUGAAUAGUUGAACUCUUUAUUGAAACCUGUUAAUGCACAAACCUGAGGAUUGUGGAUAUUAUAAUUCAUUACUAUAAGAGUGAUCCGUAUGCCAUCAGUCAUAAAUAUGACCCUCGGCCUAAUUUGGCUCGAUGGUAAACUUGAAUUAGGGCAAGUGGCUCUGAAAAAAAUUCAUUUUCGAUUGUUGUUCGAAGUGUUAUUUAUGUAUAGAGGUAUGUUUGUAGACAGUUCCAUAUAUUUUAUGUAGAAUUUAAUCACAUAUCAAUACAUCAGCAACUAACAUAUUCAUGAAAUAAGCUUAGAAUGUCUAAUUUUUGUUUGGAAGGGUCAUAUUUUUUAGCUUGUGAUGCGUUAUUCUUUAUUGUAAUUCUCUCAUUGUUGGGUGUAUUUUUCUUAUUUUUGUCAAAUUUUUUGUACCUGUGUAAAACUUUAUCACUACAUAAUGAUACUAUUCUGAUGUCGUUUUGUAAUAAUAUCUAUUUUUAAUACCCCUAACAAAUAAAAAACUAUAUGUGUGCGAAAUGAAAUGUAUCUUUAUUUUCUCUGUGUUUUAUUGUUUUUGUUGUACUAUGUUAUAUUCACAAAUAUUAAAAAAAAAAUAGAUUUAAGGUUUGGGGAUGUUCCAUAUCUAAAAGAUAUACAUCCUAGUUUUGGGGGUUCAAUUUAAUAAGUUCAUAUUUCAAAUGAAGCAUGGUUAGGACCUUAGGUACUGAUUAUUCUGCAUUAAAAAUGAAUUAAUUCUAUUGUAAAACACCUUGAACAGAUAUUUGAAAACUAUAUAUCCAGUAUGAGAAACUAUAUAUUCAGUAGGAGAAUAUGUGAAACACUUGAAAAAUUUAAAACAUGAAUUCAUUCUAUUAUUUGAAAUUGCUUCAUAAUUGUGUCAUAUGCAAAAUUUACUUUAGCACAUUUAUAAAAACUUCAGAUAUUUAUGACAGAAAAUUAUUUUCAAUAAAAAGUUUCUAAACAAAUCGGUAUUUAUAUUUAUUCAGAUAAUAAACCAGUUUUUCUGCGAAAUUUGUUGUUCAAAUUUUCAGGCAUUUCCACCUGAGACUGUCAAAUAAGCUAUAUAAUUAUCUCGCCAUAAUAACUGUUGAUUCAUUUUAAAUCUCUAAGCUCAAUUAACCCAAAAAAAUUUUCAGUCACCAUGUUUCAAUUAUUCUCCUUUUAUUUGGCUAAUACUAAAAAUCCUGGGAUAUCCACAGUCCACACAUGUGAAAAAGUCCACUGUUGAUUGAAAAUUCGCUACAGUUAACAACACACCUCAAAAUCUUUUUUGAUUCUGAAAACUCAUUAGUAAAUGUGAAUUAUUUGUAACAAAAAUAUAAGAUCUUAAUUCAGCAUAAUUGUUAUAAAAGUAAUUUCAGCAAUGUGGUCCCAUCAACUACAUGUAGUAUUAUUAAUAAUUGUGAAGCUCCAACAAAGAUUCUAAAUCGGGCUUAUCAUGAUUAGACCUAUGGAUAUAUGAUACCCUUUAAACAGCAUAUCUUUUGGAAGCCAAGUAUUGAAAACAAUAGGAUGUAUACAUGCUUAAGUUUUCCGAAUCAGAAUGAGUCGUUUUUAUUGUCUUUCUAUGUGUACCCGUAUGGUAUGUGUUCACAAAAGUGUCAACUGUCAAGGUUUCACGUUAUAGACCUCUAAUAUAUUUAAGUAUUUAAUUUUGGGUCAUGCAAAACCAGGUAAACUUUUUGAGGAUAGUUCUUCAGUUAAAAAAUAAAAACUGUAGACUUAUGGUGUUUGAUUAUGGGCUAAUUCAUUACAAUAUCAGAUUCCCUUAUUCUUACCAAUAACCCCAUUUUGGUUAACAAAAUAUAAUUAUGUGAAUUAUAAAAAUUCAAAUUGAUAUUGAAAAUUUGGCCUCCCAUGUGAUUGUGAAGAAUCCAUGUGACAAACAUUAGAGUCAGAUCAUAUGAAUAUGUUAUUAUGACCACCCACUUGCUGAACUGAAAAUUGAUUUUACAUUUUGAUGGCAAAAGCAACUGGAUUGCUAUUUUUGAGAUUAACCCAUGCAGUGAAGUAUGUGUGAAGCCUUUUUGUUGUUUUCUGUUUUCCUCAUUUGUUUCGCUCUAACUUUACAGCUGUGUGUUGUACUAAAUUCUCACCUGUCUGUCUCCUUAUGAUCUUAACUUUUUAUUGUCAUUUUCUUCUCAUUUCUAGUCCUGCAUAAUCUCAAUUACACUUUUUUAUCAGUUAAAAUUAAAUAGGAGUAAGAUUACUUUGCUGAAUCUGAAACUAAUUCUUGUGAAAUAGGUUUUCACCACUAUUCAUUACUAUAUACAGUAUAUAUAUUUUGUAUCGUGUAAAAAAUUUUCCGCUUUGUUAUGUCAUUGUGCUUCUCUGUCAGAAAAUAUUGUAUUUGUGUAAAUCUGAUCAUCGGCCCCUAUCUAUUAAGCCGUGAAUAAAUAUGAAUGAAGUCAGUGGAACUUUUUUUAUGUUAUUCAUAGUAUCGUAAUUGUAUUUGUGUAGAAACCUAUGGGCAUCAGAACAAUGUUGUACAUUUUGUUCAAAGUUGCCCUUGUUUCAAGUUAGAAAAUAGAAGUUGUAUGGAGUUUUGGUCUAAAUUCAAACCAUUUUUAGUUGAUUUUAGCACAUGAAUCUCCUCAAUGCUUAGCCAAACUCAAUAUGAUGUCACAGUUUGACCAGGUUUUUUGAAUAUGAAAAGUAAAUUUGCACGAUCCGACUAACAUACAAUUUUACUGUUUUUUUUGUAUCUUUUUAAAAUAUAUUUUUCAAUUUGGCUGUUUUGUGCUUUCCAAACUAAGUUCGGCUAAAUUGCAAUUGCGUUAUUGCCUAUGUUAUUAAAUUUUAUUGUGCUAUUAUUCUUGUAUGCGAAGCUUUCAAAUGAAAAAAAAGUCCAUCUUAAAAAUUAAAUUUGUUGCUGUUUUAUUUUAAUAUAUUCGGUAUGGUGAUAAAAUAUAUCUUAUGUGCCGCAAACUGCUGGCUUAUUUCAACUUCAACCUCUUGAAUUGUAUUUUUUCCUUUUUCUCACUCGAAAAUAAAAUUUAUUUCAAUAGUAAA
Styela clava is the source of this 6197-nucleotide messenger RNA. Its product is annotated as max dimerization protein 1-like. NCBI's taxonomy places the organism in Eukaryota, Metazoa, Chordata, Ascidiacea, Stolidobranchia, Styelidae. The record is from RefSeq and is a predicted model, not a curated record. Gene Ontology annotation, biological process: regulation of transcription by RNA polymerase II. Gene Ontology annotation, molecular function: RNA polymerase II cis-regulatory region sequence-specific DNA binding; protein dimerization activity; DNA-binding transcription factor activity, RNA polymerase II-specific.